AUGGCAACCGCAGUGGCAGCUCGUACCCUCGCCAGGGCUGUUCCCCGGAGCACGGCAGCCGCCAGUGCUGCGUCGUCCCUGCGCCUCGCCGCCCGUUCGUCUCGAAGCAACAACAGCAACAGCUCCAACGCCGCGAGGCAAUUCUUCCAAAAGUCCUCUCGACGACAUUACUCCUCAUCCGGCCCCGAACCUGCAAAAUCCUCGUUGGGUAGCGGCCUCAUCAUUGGGGCCGUGGCGGCCGCGGCGCUCGCUGGCGGAUUCUACGUCUACAACACACAAACCGGUGAAUUCCACCUGACCAAGGGCAGCGCGGGGCAGUCGGCAGGCGUGUUCAAGCCGACGACGGAAGACUACCAAAAGGUGUACAACGCCGUCGCCAAGGAGCUGUGGGAGAAGGACGAGUACGACGACGGUUCCUAUGGUCCGGUGCUGCUGCGCCUGGCGUGGCACGCCUCGGGCACCUACGACGCCGCCACGGGCACGGGGGGCAGCAACGGCGCGACCAUGCGGUUCGCGCCCGAGUCGGACCACGGGGCCAACGCCGGCCUCAAGAACGCACGGGACUUCCUCGAGCCCAUCAAGCAGCAGUUCCCCUGGAUCUCCUACUCGGACCUGUGGACGCUGGCCGGCGUCUGCGCCGUCCAGGAGAUGCAGGGCCCCAUCAUCCCCUGGCGGCCGGGUCGACAGGACCGCGACGUCUCCUUCUGCACCCCCGACGGCCGUCUCCCCGACGCCUCCAAGGACCAGAACCACGUCCGCGCCAUCUUCGGCCGGAUGGGCUUCAAUGACCAAGAAAUGGUCGCCCUCUCCGGCGCCCACGCUCUAGGUCGGUGCCACACCGACCGCUCCGGCUACGACGGUCCCUGGACCUUCGCCCCCACCGUCCUGACCAACGACUACUACCGGUUGCUGAUGGAGGAGAAGUGGGGCUGGCGGAGCUGGAACGGACCCAAGCAGUACCAGGACAAGACCACCCACAGCCUGAUGAUGCUGCCCACCGACAUGGCCCUGGUCCAGGACAAGUCCUUCAAGAAGUACGUCGAAAAGUACGCCAAGGACGGCCAGGCCUUCUUCGACGACUUUUCCAACGUCGUCAUGAAGCUGUUCGAGCUGGGCGUGCCUUUCGAGAGCAAGCCGGAGGACCGCAUCAAGUUCAAACCCACCAUUGACGAUGCUUGA
Exophiala oligosperma is the source of this 1179-nucleotide messenger RNA. RefSeq lists its product as uncharacterized. The transcript has a single exon. Gene Ontology annotation, molecular function: peroxidase activity; heme binding. NCBI's taxonomy places the organism in Eukaryota, Fungi, Ascomycota, Eurotiomycetes, Chaetothyriales, Herpotrichiellaceae. Bases 1 to 1179 code for a protein of 392 amino acids. The record is from RefSeq and is a predicted model, not a curated record. Gene Ontology annotation, biological process: response to reactive oxygen species; cellular response to oxidative stress; hydrogen peroxide catabolic process.